AUGAAAAUGGCAAACACCUUCUUCGCUGCUGAUGAUUUGGGACCAAAACGAUUGCUAACUCUAAUGGAGGAUCGAAAUCGGAUCAGAGGCUUUCUAAGAGAUGAACAACUCGUGAAGUAUGCUUCCAUUCUUCUCUACAUCAUUCUCUCUAGCUGUCAAAUCUUCUUCAAUAAGUGGGUAUUGUCAUCUAAGGAAAUAAACUUCCCUUACCCACUUGGAUUGACAUUACUACACAUGACCUUUUCCUCUGUUUUGUGUUUUCUCCUCACCAAGGUUUUUAAGGUUAUGAAGAUUGAGGAAGGAAUGACAUUAGACAUAUAUGUUACAUCAGUUAUUCCAAUAGGUGCAAUGUUUGCAAUGACUCUGUGGUUAGGAAACACUGCUUACCUCUACUUAACUGUUGCAUUUUCCCAAAUGUUGAAGGCCAUUAUGCCUGUUGCUGUGUUUAUACUUGGAGUUUGUGUUGGCCUUGAGAUAAUGAGCUGCAAGAUGCUUUUGAUAAUGUCAGUCAUAAGUUUUGGCGUUUUAGUCGCGUCUUAUGGAGAAUUAAACAUCAACUGGAUUGGAGUUGUUUACCAAAUGGGUGGUAUUGUUUCAGAAGCUUUGAGGCUAAUCUUAAUGGAAAUUCUUGUUAAGAGGAAAGGCAUCAAACUGAACCCUGUCUCCCUUAUGUACUAUAUGAGCCCAUGCAGUGCGAUUUGCUUGUUCAUACCAUGGAUAUUUCUUGAGAGUUCGAAGAUGGAGACAUGGAACUUUCAUGUUCUUGUGUUGAGUCUUAACUCGCUAUGUACAUUUGCUCUCAAUUUGUCGGUUUUUCUAGUGAUAUCUCAGACAAGUGCACUCACUAUACGAAUCGCUGGCGUGUUCAAAGAUUGGGUGGUUGUUUUGGUCUCAGCUCUUCUCUUUGCCGAGACAAAACUCACAGUCAUCAAUCUCUUUGGUUAUGCCAUUGCCAUUGCUGGUGUAGCUGCGUAUAAUAACCAUAAGCCAAAGAAUGGUGAAAGCACAACGUUGGUUUCUCGAUCUCCGAAAAACUCCAACAAGGAACCCAGUGGCCCAUGGUAGCAUUUGUCAUCACAAGAGAGGUAACACACAUAAGACGGAACCAUUUUUUCUAAUUAGGAUAUAUUUUUUUUAUCUAUCACAAUGUUAAUUAUCAUUCUAUUCAAAUUUUCCGAUCAUUUUUGAAGGAUU
Molecule: messenger RNA, 1194 nt
Organism: Capsella rubella
Lineage: Eukaryota; Viridiplantae; Streptophyta; Magnoliopsida; Brassicales; Brassicaceae
Product: probable sugar phosphate/phosphate translocator At1g53660
Exons: 7
Coding region: 1-1065 (354 amino acids)
Cellular component (GO): trans-Golgi network; Golgi apparatus; endosome
Molecular function (GO): antiporter activity
Source: RefSeq, a predicted model, not a curated record